GGAAGAGCAACUCAGACUCCUCCCCUUCCUCCUCCUGCUGCGGCGAGAAUUAAAGGAUCCCUGUUAAUCUGAAGACAGUCACUGCAGUAAACAUCACCAGCGGAGAGCAGGAGGAGGAGGAGGAGGAGGAGGCGGGGGAAGGGGAGGCAGUGUCAGGUGGAAACGGGAACCACUGUGGAUCAUCAUCAUCCUCAUCGCCACCUUCCACCGGCUCAGAUCCUCAGCCCGGCCGGCGGUGACCGCUGCAGGCACGCAGCGCCCCCUUUUUCAUGCGCCACGCACGGCAUCGUGUCCCCACGGUGCACAGUCUGCGGACUCUUUCUGUCCAGACAAACCGCUUCCUCUACCCAUAAUCGAGGGACGAUCCAGGGGCGUCCAUUGAUAAACCGCUGUCCUCACAGAUCCAGCCCGGCAGGGGUCUUCGGCGUUAGAGGAGGACACAUCUGACCUGAGGACGCGGACAGCGAAGCCGGAGGGCACCGGGGCGCGAUGGCUAAUGCUUCCCCAGACCUGGACAACGCAGAAGCCCAGCGCCAGCUUAACAACAACAACCGACCGAUUGGCUCUGGGUUCUGGGAGAAGGAGUGUUCCAGCUCCAAGCUGUUUGAAUGCUCCCGCAUUAAGGCGUUGGCAGAUGAACGAGAUGCGGUGCAGAAGAAGACUUUUACCAAGUGGGUAAACUCACAUCUGUCCAGAGUUUCCUGUCGCAUAUCUGACCUCUACAACGACCUCAGAGAUGGAUACAUGCUCACCAGACUGCUGGAGGUCCUCAGUGGAGAGCUGCUGCCGAGGCCGACCCGUGGUCGUAUGCGAAUCCACUGUCUGGAAAAUGUUGACAAAGCCUUGCAGUUCCUUAAAGAGCAGCGUGUUCACCUGGAAAACGUUGGUUCCCACGACAUUGUGGAUGGAAACCACCGCCUCACUCUGGGCCUUAUCUGGACCAUCAUCCUACGCUUCCAGAUCCAGGUGAUCAAAAUAGAGACAGAGGACAACAGAGAAACUCGCUCUGCCAAGGAUGCCCUGCUACUCUGGUGCCAGAUGAAGACCGCUGGGUAUCCUGAAGUCAACAUUCAGAACUUCACCACCUGCUGGAGAGAUGGCCUGGCCUUCAACGCCCUCAUACACAGACACAGGCCAGACCUGAUUGAGUUCCACAAGCUGACAAGGUCCAAUGCAACACAUAACCUCCAGCAAGCCUUUAAUAUCGCUGAGCAGAACCUGGGUCUUACCAAACUCCUGGACCCUGAGGACGUGAAUACAGAAAACCCAGAUGAAAAGUCCAUCAUCACUUAUGUGGUCUCCUACUACCACUACUUCUCCAAAAUGAAAGCUCUUAUUGUGGAGGGCAAGAGGAUUGGGAAGGUACUUGAAAACUGUGUUGAGUCGGAAAAGAUCAUCAACCGCUACGAGGCUCUGGCAUCAGACCUGCUGGACUGGAUUGAAAAGACCAUCGCGGUCAUCAGCAACCAGAAGUUUGCCAACUCACUGACUGGAGUCCAGCAGCAGCUGCAGGCCUUCACCACUUACUGCACCAUAGAAAAACCAAUCAAGUUUCAGGAGAAGGGGAAUCUCGAGGUCCUUCUCUUCACCAUCCAAAGCAAACUCAGAGCCAACAACCAGAAACCCUAUGUGCCUCACGAUGGGAAGCUAAUUUCAGACAUUAACAAGGCGUGGGAGAGGCUGGAGAAGGCGGAGCAUGAGAGGGGCGUGGCACUGCGCAAGGAGCUGAUUCGUCAAGAGAAGCUGGAGUUGCUGGCUCAGCGCUUUGAUCACAAAACCACCAUGAGACAAGCCUGGCUUAAUGAGAAUCAGAGACUCGUAUCACAGGACAAUUUUGGCUACGACCUCCCAGCAGUCGAGGCAGCAAUGAAGAAACACGAGGCCAUUGAGGCUGACAUUGCCUCGUAUGAAGACCGGAUUGCAGUGGUGGUAGAACUUGCAGCAGAGAUGGAGAAGGAAGGAUAUUAUGACAUUCGCCGAAUCUUGGCACGAAAGGAGAACAUCCUGGGUCAGUGGGGCCUGCUGAAGGAGCUGGUGGCAGGGAGGAGGACCCGUCUGGAGAAGAACCUGGCCCUGCAAAAGACCUUUCAAGACAUGGUUUACAUGAUUGACUGGAUGGAGGACACACAGGUCCAGCUGCUGUCAAAGGACUUUGGGAAACAUCUUCUGGAGGUGGAUGACCUGCUGCAGAAACACAGCCUGCAAGAAGCAGAUAUUACUGUACAGGCUGAGAGGGUGGAGACACUCAACACUGCUGCACUCAAAUUCACCACUAUAGAGGGUUACCAACCGUGUGACCCCCAGGUGAUCUGUAACCGUGUCAACCACGUCUCUUCCUGUCUGGAGGAGCUGAAACAACUGGCAGUUAAAAGGCGUGCUGAGCUGGAGGAGUCCAGACAGCUGUGGGCCUUUUUUCAGGAGCUGGAGGAGUCUGAGGUCUGGAUCAGAGAGAAGAGUUCGAUCCUGGGAGCUCAGGGUUAUGGGAAGGACCUGAGCAGUGUGCUGAGGCUACUGCAAAAACACAAGACUCUGGCUGGAGAACUGCUGGCUCACCGGUCACUGCUGCAGAACACCAUGAAGAGAGGAAAGCAGAUCCUGAGUGAGAAGAGCUUUGGCACUGCGGGGAUCCAGGAGCGCAUCAUGGAGGUGAAGAGUGAGUGGAAGAAGCUGGAGGACCAGGCAGCGCAGCGUCUCGGUCACCUGCAGGAGGCACUCAACUUUUUUCAGUUCUCCACGGAGACAGACGACUUGGUGGCCUGGCUGCAGGAUGCUUACCGACUGGUCUCCAGCGAAGACUUUGGACACGACGAAUACUCUACUCAGUCACUGCUGAAGAAACACAGAGGGGUCAGUGAAGCCAUCGACAAGCAUCGCGUGCAUGUUGUUACACUGCGCAAACACAUGGUGACGCUGCCUCUGCAGUACCGUGAACAGGAGGAGGUGCAGGUUCGGAUGGGAGAGGUGGAGCAGUUGUACACCGAGGUGAUUGAGGUCGCGGUGCUCAGACAGCAGUGGCUUCACGAUGCCCUUGCUGUCUACCACAUGUUCAGUGAGGUCAACGCCUGCGAGCUGUGGAUUGAUGAGAAGGAGCAGUGGCUAGAUAAGAUGGAGAUCCCUGAGAGACUGGAGGACGUGGAGGUGGUGGCCCACAGGUUUGAGAGUCUGGACCAAGAAAUGAACAGCCUGAUGGGAAGAAUCCUAGAUGUUAAUCAGAUAGUUCAGCAGCUCUUGGAUGGAGGUCACCCAUCAUCUACAGAGGUCAGAGGUUGUCAGGACCAUCUCAACUCCAGGUGGAACAGCAUUGUGGAGCUGGUUGAGGAAAAGAAAGAUCAGAUGAACUCAAUGUUACGCCUGCAGAACUACCUGCUUGAAUGUGCCGAGAUCAAGUCCCAGAUACAGGACAAGAGAAAAGCCAUCGACGCCACGCAGUAUGUGGGCAGUGACCUGGGAGGAGUCAUGGCUCUGCAGAGACGCCUUUCCACCAUGGAGGGAGCCCUGUCUGUCCUGGAGCCCAAACUUCUGCAUCUGCAGGAGGAGGCAGAACAUCUUGCCACGGUUCACUCAGGUCGAGCCAUAGAGAUUCUGGUGCCAUUUGAUGGCAUCAGUGUAGAGUGGGAGGAGCUUAAACACACCCUGCAGGGAUGUGAGGACUCGCUGAUGGUGGCAAGCAGACUGCAAAGCUUCAUACAGGACCUGGACUCGUUCCUCACCUGGUUGGUCCAGACGCAGACGGCUGCUGCAUCAGAACAGCUGCCCAAUGACCUGGAGGAGGCCGAGAGACUCAUCAACAAACACGCUGCCCUCAAGGAGGAGAUAGGAAGGUAUGAAGAGGACUACGAGCGUCUGCAGGCCAUGAACGAGCUGCUGGAGUCUGAGGAGGCUCCUCUCCCUCAGGCCGCGCUGCAGCAGUGGCUCCAGAAGCUCGAUGUCGGCUGGAAUAAACUGCUGGAGAUGUGGGAGAGCAGGAGAGAAGUUCUGGUCCAAGCUCACAUUUUCCAUCUGUUCAUGCGAGACGUGAAACAGGCAGAGUCUUUCCUCAAUAACCAGGAAUCGGCCCUCGCUCACGUGGAGCUGCCCACCACAGUGGAAACAGUCGAAGCCGCCAUAAAGAAACACAAGGACUUCACAACCACCAUGGAGCUGAACCUGCACCGGAUCAAAGCUGUGAUCGAGGCAGGAGAGAGUCUGAUCAGUCAGAGCAACAUCUACUCUGAUCGCAUCAGGGAACGCAUCGACACCCUCGCCACCAGGGGAAACCAGAACAGAGAGCUGGCCCAGCAGUGGCUGGAGAAACUGAAUGACCAGUGGGAACUUCAGAGGUUUCUCCAAGACUGUCAUGAGCUGGGGGACUGGGUGUGUGAGAAGAUGCUAAUGGCGAGAGAUAGCAGCCGAGACGAGACCCAGAAGCUUCAUAAGAAAUGGCUGAAGCAUCAGGCCUUCAUGGCGGAGUUGGCCCAGAACAAGGAAUGGCUGGACAAAAUUGAAAAGGAGGGCCAACAGCUGAUCCAGGAGAAGCCGGAGCUCAGACCUGUCGUCCGGAAGAAGCUGGAGGAGAUCAGGGAAUGCUGGCAGGAUCUGGAGAGCACCACCCAGGCAAAGGCCCGCCAGCUCUUUGAGGCGAACAAGGCUGACCUGCUGGUGCAGAGCUAUGAAAGCCUGGACCAGAGGCUGGGUCAGCUGGAGGAUCAACUGGUUUAUGUGGACCAGGGACAGGACCUCACCACUGUCAACAAGCAGCUCAAAAAACUACAGACCAUGGAGGUUCAGAUGGAGGAGUGGUAUAAGGAGGUGGGGCAGCUGCAGGUGCAGUCGUCAUCCAUACCGCAGCAGACACAGGUCAAAGAGACGGUCGCGGAGCGUCAGGCAGCCGUGGAGGCCAGGAUGGUGCGUCUGAUCGAGCCACUGAAGGAAAGACGGCGCAUCCUGCUGGCAUCUAAAGAAGUCCACCAAGUUGGGCGAGACCUGGAGGAUGAGAUUUUGUGGGUUCAGGAGCGCCUCCCGAUGGCCAUGUCUCAGGAGCACGGUUCCACGUUACAGGCCGUCCAGCAGCUCAUGAAGAAGAAUCAGACACUGCAGAGGGAGCUGCAGGGCCACAGGAGCAGGAUUGAGGACGUCCUGGAGAGGGCAGGAAUCAUCGCCUCUAUACGCAGCCCCGAGGCUGACUGUGUCAGGGCUGGCCACAACCAACUGGCCCAGCUAUGGGCUGUGCUCUGGACUGAGACUGAGAGAAGGCAGCUGGUUCUGGAUGCCAUGUACCAGGCCCAGCAGUACUACUUUGACACAGCUGAAGUGGAAGCCUGGCUGAGUGAGCAGGAGCUGCACAUGAUGAAUGAGGAGAAGGGGAAGGACGAGCCGAGCACACUGCAGCUCCUGAAGAAACACUUGGUCUUAGAACAGACCAUUGAAGACUAUGCAGAGACCAUCGGCCUGUUAUCACAGCAGUGCCGGCAGCUGCUGGAGAUGGGACAUCCAGACUUUGAGCAAAUCAGCAAGCGCCAGUCACAGAUCGACCGUCUGUACGUGUCCCUGAAGGAUCUGGUGGAGGAAAGAAAGAGCCGCCUGGAGCAGCAGUACUGGCUCUACCAGCUCAACAGAGAGGUGGACGAGCUGGAGCAGUGGAUUGCUCAGAGGGAAGUGGUCGCCAGCUCUCCUGAACUGGGUCAAGACUUUGAGCAUGUGACAGUCCUGCAGGAGAAGUUCACAGAGUUUGUGUCAGAAACUGGAAGUGUGGGGCAGGAGCGAGUGACGGCCAUCAACCAGAUGGUGGACGAGCUCAUCGACUACGGCCACUCAGAGGCCGCCACCAUAGCAGAAUGGAAGGACGGAGUGAACGAGGCCUGGGCCGACCUACUGGAGCUCAUGGAGACCCGGACGCAGAUGCUGGCUGCCUCUCACCAGCUGCACAAGUUUUUCUCUGACUGCAGAGAGGUUUUGGCUCAGAUUGAGGACAAACAUCGAAGACUGCCAGAAGUUCGGGCUCGGCAGGGCAGCACUGCCAACACCAGCACCCUGCAGAGACUCCUGAACAGCUUUGAACAAGACAUUCAGCUGCUGGUCACACAGGUGCGUCAGCUACAGGAGAGUGCAGCCCAGCUGAGGACAGUGUAUGCCGGCGAGAAGGCCGAAGCCAUCGCAUGCCGUGAGCAUGAAGUGAUGCAGUGCUGGAAGGAGCUGUUGACGUCCUGCGAGGAGUGUCGAGUGCAAAUCACCACAGAGACGGACAAGCUUAGGUUCUUUGGCAUGGUCCGAGAUCAGCUCAUGUGGAUGGAUUCAAUCAUCUGUCAGAUCGGGACGGGAGAGAAGCCCAGGGAUGUGUCCUCGGUGGAGGUGCUGAUGAAUUAUCACCAGAGUCUGAAGAGUGAAGUGGAGGCUCGCAGCCGCAGCACACUUGAGUGUAUCGAGAUGGGAAAGACCCUGCUGGCUGCCAGAAACCCUGCAGCUGAAGAGAUCAAGGAGAAGCUGGACAAGGUGGUUGCUAAGCAAUAUGAGCUGUCUGAGAAGUGGGACAAGCACUGGGAAGUACUACAGCAAUUGCUGGAGGUUCACCAGUUCGCCCAGGAAGCAGCCGUGGCAGAGGCGUGGCUGACUGCUCAGGAGCCACUCAUCAGCAGCAGAGAGCUGGGCACCAGCGUAGACGAAGUAGAGCAACUAAUUCGUCGACACGAAGCCUUCCGCAAAGCAGCUGCUACCUGGGAGGAGCGAUUCAGCUCACUGCGACGACUCACUACUGUGGAAAAGUUGAAAGCAGAGCAGAGUAAACUGCCCCCAACCCCUUUGCUGGGGCGCAAAGUCUUCCUGGACCCCCAAGAUGCCUUACCCAGUUCAUCCACCCUCCCCCGUCUCCAAAUCUCCCCCGUUAUGAGACAGACUAUCUAUGAACAGACAGAAGCCAGCUCACCUCCUUCACCCUCGCCAGCCACGCCCACACCCUCUCCUUCGUCCGUGGUUCGUCGGCUGGGAUCAACAGUCGCUAAUUACACUCCUGUGAUGAAUGGCUCCAGCUAUCGCCAAAGCCUGGAGCAUGCUGGGGUGGUGGGUGUGGGUGCAGGACUAGUUAAACCCGCACCCUCCUCAAUCGCCUCAAUAGCCACGGCAGCCAUGCUCGUCUCAGCCAAUCAGGUGCGAGAAAGCGCUGGCACGGUGAGAGACCAAGCAUCCAAGUCGGUGAGUCACCUCCAGCCUGUACAGGCAGCAAAGGAUGUGGAGGUAAAAGUGUCUCCGUAUCUAAGGCAACCCAAAAUCAAACACAUGGAUGACAUAGUGACACCUCUGAUCAUUGCGAGUCGACUGGAGAAGGUGAGGGAGAGAGGGAGGGAGAGAGAGAUGAUGAUGGGAGAGAUAGGGAAAGAGAAAGCAGAGGUGGCGGUGAUGGCUGAGGUGGUGCUGCAGGAGCCGGGUCGGGAGCGUUUGCAUAGCGAACCCACCAGAGGGCCCCGGGGAUCCAGGAUUGAUCAUGCUGAGCCUCAGACAAACACCUACCACAGGGACCACAGGAUAGAACGGCAGCUGUCCAGUGAGCAGCUGAUCCAGGCGCGACGAGACGAGCUGCCUCAGGAGGUGUGGAGGGAACAGGCUGAGAGACGGGAGAGAAGGACACUAGAGAGACAAACGUCCAGUGAGCACGAGAACCACGGGGGCCACGAGGGUCGGAGGAGAGAGAGGGACCGACACAGACCAGAGAGACAGGAGUCCAGUGAGAUUGACACCGGGAAGGAGCAUUCAGACAGACGCUCAGGAGGAGGAGAAAAAAGAUCCACCCUGGCAGAAAUUGUAGAGCAGCUGCAAGAAAGAGAAGCAGCGCAGGCCCGUGGCGAGGUGCCCCGCCUCCCAAACGGCGUGCCAGAGAAGUCUUCCCGUCCCGAACGGCCUCGAGCUCGGGACAGACCCAAACCACGGCGCCGACCACGACCCAAAGAGGCGGGAGAGACAACGAGACGGUCCAGAUCCGCUCCAGCUCAGAGUAGCCCAGCAGUCCCCCAGCCCCCAUCGCACACCGCUCAUCACGAGGGCUUCCUUUUCCGCAAACUGGACAUCGAGAGUCUGAAGAAGAGCACCAAUAGCAGGUCAUGGGUCAACCUUUACUGCGUGCUAAACAAAGGCGAGAUGGGUUUCUACAAGGACGCCAAGAACAUCAACACACCCUACAACAACGAGCCACUGCUCAGCCUCUCCCACUGCCACUGCGAUGUCACCAACGGCUACAAAAAGAAGAAGAACGUCUUCACGCUCAAAACAAAGGACGGCAGUGAGUUUUUGUUUCAUGCUAAAGAUGAGGAUGACCUCAAAGCAUGGGUGUCCAACAUUACCGCCAGUAUUACGGAGCACGAGGAGAUUGCCAAAUGGGGUUUACCCCAACCAACUACCUCAUCCACUGACGAGGGUACGCGCCCCGACGGCAGCAAGGGGGACAACAGGUCAGAGCGAGGAGGCGAUCGCUCAGACAUGGGCGACAGGAUCGAGCGAGCAGACAAAGACAGGGAGAAAGAGAGGGAGAGAGAUAAGGAGAAGGAGAGAGAAAAGGAGAGGGAGAGAGGCGAGAGGUCAGAGAGGUCAGAUCGGGGCGGGAAGUCGGACAUGAAGCGCUCAGAAAAGUCUGGUAAGAAGAAGUGAGCCACACACCUGAUUGGUCGGGAUUGAAGCAUAUGAACUUGAAGUGUAUGUGGGAGGCGGGGCUGUAGACUGGUAGUGAACGCCCCCCCCUCCCUCUCUCUUCCUCCAACACUGUCAACGAAGAGGUCGUGUUUGGAUGGAAAGUGGCACACAAGACAGAAUAUGUGUGGAGAUUCUCAUUCAUCCAGGUCAUAGUUAUCCAAAGGCGUUGAAUCGGGAGUGACUGGACAGAGGGACUGACCCAGGCUCGCUCAUAAGACAGACGGGAUGAAUUUGGAGCAGGAGACAUCUUUCUCCCUCUCUUUCUUCUGUGUCUCUGUGAGACCACACGGAGUCACUGUACGCCCUCUGGUGGCCGUUUCUGAGAACCACUGAGGGCAUAGAUUUGUGCUGCUGAACCCGAGCAGCGCUCAUUUAAGAGAGAGGCUGGACAUGCAUCACGUAAACUUGAAGGCUGUUACUGAUAGUGUGAUUAAAAACGUAGCUCAUACUGUUCGACAGACAGUUUGUUAUUUUCUGUGAGAUGAGCUCUAUCUGUAUGUAUUUCUCGUCUGUCUGUUCUAUCUACUGUAUCUAUCUAUCUGUCUGUCUGUAAUCUGGGACAUCCGACACUAGGUUUUCUACUCCUCGGAAAUGGAAAGAUAAUGAAAUUAUGCCAAAAUGUUAUACAGACAAACAAACAGAGAGAAACCUUUCCCGUUAACUGUCUUCUCUUCACUGUGUUUCAUCUGUCUCAAGGUGUGUCCAUGAAGAAAAUACAGAAUUCACUCACACUGGUGUUGUAAGCAAACAACAAUAACCACAAUUCAUCCACACCUACCAUGGAUGAAUCAACAAUGCUGAUGAAGAGAUGACAGUGGAGGACAAGAGUGUAAAAGAGAAAACAGUGAAAUUUCACCUUGUGUUUGAGACAUGAAUAGAAAUAGAAAACACUUGAAAUCCUGCUCAUAAGAAAAGAUCACACCACUGAAAUUUGCUAAAAUGUUCUUUAGUUGGAGAUCUGCAAAUGGAAUCAGCUUCCCUUUGUUCAUGUAGAGUUUAUUUAGGAUAUAAGAUUUUCUCGUGAGCAUUUCUGCAGGACAGAUAAGUUACCAGGUGUUUGGACCUGCAACAUAAAGACAACAGGAGGGCUUAGUCGCUGCCGUCCACGCGGCUGAUUCAGAGAGACAAUAAAGACAGAUGCACAGAGUGGUCAGAGAGACACAGCCUGUGGUUACCAGGGGCCUCAUUCAUUAAAAUGAUGUUUGAGUUUUGUUAAAUUGAUAUUAAAAAAAGAAAAAUGUCAAUGGCUCUAUCUCGCCACUGUGUAUAUCUUUAAUAACAUUGCUGAAAUUUAUUUUGAUCUACAAAUUUUAUUAUCAAGAUCAGGUUUUCAUGGCUGGCUUUGGUCAUAAGCACAAAAUCUCCACCUGGCAUGUUUUUAAUGAGUGAGGCCUCAGGCUUCAUCUACUCUGAAAUAAUUACAUCUGUUGCAUCCGUUUUUAUACAGAAUUAAAAGAUAACGUGUUUGUGCGCGCGCGUGUGUGGAUUUUGUGUGUGCACAUACGUGUGUACUGCUGCUCUUCACUCCCAGGGUCUCCAUAGCUCUCAGGUUAUUUAUGUUAGUGUGUGCUUAUGUGUGCUUUUUGUGUUAAUAUGUUUGUCCCCUCAGAUGCCAUGUCAGUCUUCCAGAGAAAUUAAAUUCAUAACAGACCUACAUACACACACACACACACACACACACUACAGCGUGAAUGGAGAAACUGUCUUGGUCAUCAUCCCAUCAGUGUAGCGUUAGAAGGGAAUGAAUGCCUGAAUAAAUGAAUUAAUUAGUGAAUGAAGUGAUGCACAUGUAACAGCCAGGAUUUCACGCUGACCAAAUAUUUAUCAAAAAGGGUUAAACUGUCUGUAAGUUGUGAGAUUGCAUGUUUUGCUUAGAGAGAAAUCACUCAUCUAAAAACGCUUGUCUUUGCUACCCACUGACUCUGUAUCCACUCAUCAGUUCAUUUCAUGUCAAAUCACCACAAAGCCAUAGACCACAGGCAAAUGAGGAGGAAACGGUCAACAUCCAUUUCGCUAUUCAAAUCAGCCCAAGGCUGAGGGGCAGAGAAAAGAAGCAUCCAGGUCAGAUAGCAUUUAAAAUCCUUGAGUCAGUCAUUACAAAUGUGGUUUCAAUAGCCCAUCAGCUGUAUGGGAGUAGUGUUCAUUUUUGGUUAUAAUGGAUUUAAUGUUUAAAGUCCAACUGAAAUUCAUGUCUUUUUUAUCUUUACUGCUCUGUAAGUUAUGUCCUGUGCACUCCUUUUAGAAAACAUCAUUAAUGACGACGGUGACCACUAGUUUUGCAUUAAUUGGUCAAUUACCAUUAUAUUCAUACAACCAAUAAAGUUGCUUUAUUUUAAACCAAAUUUGGUUUUUUUAUUAUUUUUUAGAAAUCUCUGUUUAUCAGGGUAAAGUUUUUGUUUUUGAAAACCUAAAUAUUCAGGUGAGGAGCUAACAGUAUUAUCUGUAACUUCUAGAUUUUUUUUAUUUAUUUGUUUAUUUUGAAGUAGUUCUUAAUUCACACCAGGAUUUUAAAUUCUCUCUUGACCUGUCAGACUGGGUUGUGUUUGUCAUAAAACAUGUCUUGAGAACUUGUAACUUUAUUUAUUCUUUUAGUCUCAACACUUUUUAUGCAUCUAAAGUAGGCGUAAAAGCCAGAUCAAUGCAAUCAUUUACAUGCAUGUUGGACACAACAAACAGUCAGAGUUCAAAGAGGUGAAAUCUGAAGAAGAUGAAAGUGACACAGGACAGUCCUCUGCUGUCUUUAUGACUAACAUCUUAAUGAACUGACACACCUUGAUGCCGUCGACAGGCACAGGACAGAAAGUGCAGGGUACAGCUAAUAUGCUUACAGAUGACAUAUGUCAAUGUCAAGUAUGUAGUUGCAACCAUUACUAUGCUGCUGACAGCAGAAACAAUCAGGUAUUCCAAAAGUAUCUUGGGUAACAUCUUGGUUUGGGUGGUGGUAGGUACCCUGCUCAUCUGUGUGUGUCUGCUGUCCUGUUCACGUCAAACUCAGUUUGUCAGCCGAGAUGAACUGGCAAAUAAAAAAAACUUUUGAUUUAUCAAAAA
Messenger RNA from Solea senegalensis (Senegalese sole), 11700 nucleotides. RefSeq names its product spectrin beta chain, non-erythrocytic 4-like. Gene Ontology annotation, cellular component: plasma membrane; spectrin; cell projection. Gene Ontology annotation, biological process: actin cytoskeleton organization. Gene Ontology annotation, molecular function: actin filament binding; structural constituent of cytoskeleton; phospholipid binding. The transcript is spliced from 44 exons. NCBI's taxonomy places the organism in Eukaryota, Metazoa, Chordata, Actinopteri, Pleuronectiformes, Soleidae. The record is from RefSeq and is a predicted model, not a curated record. Bases 490 to 8610 code for a protein of 2706 amino acids.